ACCACCAUUAAUCGUUAAUCGAGGCAUCGUCAAAGCGAUUCCACGAAAAGCACCAGGAACUCGCGACAAUGCUUAUUCCCAAGGCCGACCGCAAGGCGAUCCACGAGUACCUCUUCCGUGAGGGUGUGCUCGUCGCCAAGAAGGACUUCAACCUCCCCAAGCACGGUGAUAUUGACACCAAGAACCUCUAUGUCAUCAAGGCUUGCCAGUCCCUGACCUCUCGCGGCUACGUCAAGACCCGUUUCUCGUGGCAGUACUACUACUACACCCUCACCCCCGAGGGUCUCGACUACCUCCGCGAAUGGCUCCACGUUCCCGCUGAGAUUGUCCCUGCCACUCACAUCAAGCAGCAGCGUUCCCACGCUCCUCCUCGCGGCAUGUUGGGCGCUGAAGAGCGCGAGCGUCGCCCUGGUGGCCGCGGUGGUCCUCGUGGUGACCGUGACGGUGGCUACCGUCGCCGUGACCAGGAGGGUGGAAAGGAGGGCGGUGCCCCUGGCGAGUUCGCUCCCACUUUCCGUGGUGGAUUCGGCCGUGGCCGUGGCGCUCCUCCUUCUUAAAUUUAGGGGAACAUUAUGCGGCGGCCAUGUCGGUAUCUUCGAAUACUAGAUCCGGCUCAAAAGAAUAAAAAGACAUCAUGUUGAAAAAGGAAGGAAAUGGGGCUUACGGCCAUUACGCUUACAUAUUUAUGAUAUAGCUAGUUUCAAUGGCAAUGUUUGAUGACCCGUCCA
Messenger RNA from Talaromyces proteolyticus, 728 nucleotides. Its product is annotated as Plectin/S10 domain-containing protein. The record is from RefSeq and is a predicted model, not a curated record. Bases 69 to 557 code for a protein of 162 amino acids. Lineage: Eukaryota; Fungi; Ascomycota; Eurotiomycetes; Eurotiales; Trichocomaceae. Gene Ontology annotation, cellular component: cytosolic small ribosomal subunit. The transcript is spliced from 4 exons. Gene Ontology annotation, molecular function: RNA binding; structural constituent of ribosome.